This is a messenger RNA of Echinops telfairi (small Madagascar hedgehog), 1204 nucleotides long. RefSeq names its product isocitrate dehydrogenase (NAD(+)) 3 non-catalytic subunit gamma (gene IDH3G). Gene Ontology annotation, cellular component: mitochondrion. Lineage: Eukaryota; Metazoa; Chordata; Mammalia; Afrosoricida; Tenrecidae. Gene Ontology annotation, biological process: isocitrate metabolic process; tricarboxylic acid cycle. Gene Ontology annotation, molecular function: NAD binding; magnesium ion binding; oxidoreductase activity, acting on the CH-OH group of donors, NAD or NADP as acceptor. The coding region runs from base 92 to 1096 and encodes 334 amino acids. The transcript is spliced from 11 exons. The record is from RefSeq and is a predicted model, not a curated record.
CUUGCCUUUUCAUGUCUUAUUCCUUCUGGCCCUGUUCUAGCAGCAAACAAUUCCUCCAUCGGCGAAGUAUGGUGGGCGACACACAGUGACCAUGAUUCCCGGGGACGGCAUCGGCCCAGAGCUGAUGCUGCAUGUGAAGUCAGUGUUCAGGCAUGCGUGCGUGCCGGUGGACUUUGAGGAGGUACAUGUGAGCUCCAAGGCCGAUGAGGAGGACAUCAGAAAUGCCAUCAUGGCCAUCCGUCGGAACCGUGUGGCGUUGAAGGGCAACAUUGAAACGAACCACAACCUGCCACCAUCCCAUAAAUCUCGGAACAACAUCCUCCGCACCAGCCUGGACCUCUAUGCCAAUGUCAUCCACUGUAAGAGCCUGCCGGGCGUGGUCACCCGGUACAAGGACAUUGACAUCCUCAUUGUUCGUGAGAACACCGAAGGCGAGUACAGCAGUCUGGAGCAUGAGAGCGUGACUGGUGUGGUGGAGAGCCUGAAGAUCAUCACCAAGGCCAAGUCCCUGCGCAUCGCAGAGUACGCCUUCAAGCUGGCCCAGGAGAGCGGCCGCAAAAAAGUCACUGCAGUGCACAAGGCCAACAUCAUGAAGCUGGGCGACGGCCUCUUCCUGCAGUGCUGUCGGGAGGUGGCUGCCUGCUACCCGCAGAUCGCCUUUGAGAACAUGAUUGUGGACAAUACCACCAUGCAGCUGGUGUCCCGGCCUCAGCAAUUCGACGUCAUGGUGAUGCCCAACCUUUAUGGCAACAUCGUCAACAAUGUGUGCGCUGGGCUGGUUGGCGGCCCAGGCCUUGUGGCUGGGGCCAACUAUGGACAUGUCUACGCGGUGUUUGAGACGGCCACCCGGAACACGGGCAAGAGCAUUGCGAACAAGAACAUCGCCAACCCCACAGCCACCCUGCUGGCCAGUUGCAUGAUGCUGGACCACCUCAAGCUCCACUCCUACGCCAGUGCCAUCCGCAAAGCCGUCUUGGUGUCCAUGGACAAUGAGAAUGUGCACACCCCGGACAUUGGGGGCCAGGGCACCACCUCCGAGGCUAUCCAGCACAUCAUCCGCCACAUCCGAGUGAACGGCGGCGCUGUGGAGGCCUAGCUGCCUGGGCCUGCUCUACCCACGCCCCCCUUAUCUCCCCCCCCCCCACACACCGCUCCAUUGGCCAACUACAGAAUAAAGAAUAAAGUGGCCUCUGCCCCCACGUGA